Coregonus clupeaformis (lake whitefish) is the source of this 1727-nucleotide messenger RNA. RefSeq names its product intraflagellar transport associated protein. The transcript is spliced from 7 exons. Gene Ontology annotation, biological process: spermatogenesis; acrosome reaction. Lineage: Eukaryota; Metazoa; Chordata; Actinopteri; Salmoniformes; Salmonidae. Gene Ontology annotation, cellular component: cytosol; 9+0 non-motile cilium. The record is from RefSeq and is a predicted model, not a curated record. Gene Ontology annotation, molecular function: intraciliary transport particle A binding.
AGCUGGAGAGCCCUCAUUAUCCCCUCUGUGAACAGUUUGGCAUUUUCCACACCUCAGUGAGCUGUACCCAGGGGUUGCCAGUGUACCAGGCCAACCAGGUGUGUUGGGUGGCAGGAUGCCUGGGGUGGAGAGUGGCUCAGGUGGUCUGGCUGAUGACCAGGUGGUCCUGGAGGCCCUGUAGUGUUUCUGCAGCUCCUCAGAACAGACCUACGACCAGUUCCUGUCCUCCUUCACACACGGACUGACUCCAGUGGAUUGUUUCAGGAGCAGGAAGGUUUACUUCAGAUGUAUGGAGCUGGGUGCUGGAGUGACUGUGGGCAGCUGUGGAAAUGGAGACUGUCGUCCACCAGGCAGAACUCUCAAGCUGGAUAACUACCUGGAUUUUGGGGACUUCAGUGAGGAGGAAGGAGAUGUAACUGCUGACCCAGAUGGUGGGGUUCGGGUCCUACCAGGGGAGGUGGAGGAGGACCUCCCUGCCUACCUGCCCUCCUUCUGUCACCUGACCCAGCUGGACCUGACCUCCACAGCCAGGAGGACGGGGACACGGCCGGGGACACGGGGAAUGCAGCAGGACACGCCACCACAUGGACAGAGUGACAGUGAAGAGGUUUUGCCUUUCAACCUGGAUGAGAACUUUGACUACGACAAUGUUGUGCUGUCUAGGAAACAUCUCCUACCACAGUCCAACGCUGGUGUAUGACCUCUGUGCAGGGACCACUGUCUGGGAGAUCCUUAUGUCAUACCACAUAAAAUUACCCAACUUACCAUCUAACUGGAGUAAUACACCACUCCUGAAAACAGCGUCCUUCCUGUCAUUCCUGCUACUAAGUGGAACAUUAGAACAGAGCAACACCAAAUGGCACAGUUUAUCCAAAUUCUCUCCUCAGGGAAUCAGGAAUAAUCACACUGUUUUGGACCUGAGGGCUGUGAGACUGGUCACUGAUGAACGACGACACACAGGAACAUAGAGGCUUGGCCCACCAGGGAUCACACAGCAGAAAUGCUGUGUAUUUGGGUUUAUGUGUGUAAGAGUUCAUUUGUGUGUAUGUGCGUACGCGUGAGUGAGUGUGUGCGUGUGUGUGUGUGUGCUCGUACCCCACUGGGUAAACACCCUGUACUGUAAUUAAUUCCCUGUAAGUACAGCCUGUGUCUCACUGUGCCUUUCCAUUGGAACAAAGAGCUCUGGGAGACGCACUGAGCAGGCUUCAGACCUGAAAGCACACGCCAAAUAUUUCCCCCUAUGUCAGUGGUUCCUUUGUGAUUUGACAUGUAAAGUAUUUGUGUGUGUGUGUGUGUGUAAGAGAGAUAGUUAGUGUGCAUGCAAGAGAGUGAGAAAGUUUGACAGGGGUUGGGAAGAGUCCAUACUGCAGAAAAGCAGAAUACAUCUUCCAGUGCAACUGUUGGUUUACUUUAAAACAUUAAGAAGAAUGUGUGCAGCGCGACGCGUGCAGCCUACUCCGUCUGAACGCAAUGCAUAUUUAAUGGCUGUUCCUGUCACCUCACAUUUAAUUGGUGGGUGGCAGGGUUGGAACAAGCCUAAAGAGGACAAGACCUUUUCACAGUUAUGUGUUAAAAGUUAAAGAGCAGACACAUUUGAAAAGCUAACAUUCAAUGGAACACGGUUCCUUGAGUUGUAUGGGUGAGCUGACAUUUACAUUGCCUUCAGAAAGUAUUCACACCCCUUUAGAGUGGCCAGAAAAAAGCCAUUGCUUAAAGAAGAAAAUAAG